AUGCACCACGACCUUCAUCUCGAUAAUAUCUUUGUUGACCCGAAGGAUCUAAGGACGAUAUCCAGUAUAAUCGAUUGGCAAGCGGUUUAUAUUGCCCCACUCUUCUUACAGGUCAGAUUCCCCUCGGCCUUUGAUUGUGACGACCCUUACCCAUGGGGAGCGAUCCAGCCUGAACUACCCGAUAACUUUGACACUCUUUCACCCACAAAAAAGGAACUCGCCAGAGAAUCACAUGAAAGACUGCGAUUGAAGAAGUUUUACGAAUUGGCUUCAAGGAAAUUCAACCCGCUUCUUGUAAAGGCUGUGGAUGCCAUGCAGAAUGAUGACGAUCCUGCCUCUUAUAUUUUCUAUCAUAUCGGGCAAUCUUCAUCUGAUGGUGCAGUGCCCUUAAGGGAGCUUCUCGUCCAAAUCUACGAAAACUGGGACCAGAUCGCGAAGAAAAAAAGGAUUAAGAAUGCAGUGCCCAAUAUUAUCUACUGA
This is a messenger RNA of Aspergillus caelatus, 480 nucleotides long. RefSeq lists its product as uncharacterized. NCBI's taxonomy places the organism in Eukaryota, Fungi, Ascomycota, Eurotiomycetes, Eurotiales, Aspergillaceae. The record is from RefSeq and is a predicted model, not a curated record. The transcript has a single exon. Bases 1 to 480 code for a protein of 159 amino acids. Gene Ontology annotation, cellular component: mitochondrion.